CUGUCUGCCGGGGUCUCUGGCCACCCCAGGUUGGCGGUGUGAGCUUGGGAUCCUCCUGGUGACCUCCCCCAUCCAGGUCCCUCAGCCACUCUGCCCCAAGAUGGGCCGUGGGGCCGGCCGCGAGUACUCACCUGCAGCCACCACUGCGGAAAAUGGGGGCGGCAAGAAAAAACAGAAAGAGAAGGAGCUGGAUGAGCUGAAGAAGGAGGUGACCAUGGACGACCACAAGCUGUCCUUGGAUGAGCUGGGCCGCAAGUACCAAGUGGAUCUGUCCAAGGGCCUCACCAACCAGCGGGCCCAGGACAUUCUGGCUCGGGAUGGACCCAAUGCCCUCACCCCACCCCCGACCACCCCUGAGUGGGUCAAGUUCUGUCGCCAGCUUUUCGGGGGCUUCUCCAUCCUGCUGUGGAUUGGGGCCAUCCUCUGCUUCCUGGCCUACGGCAUCCAGGCUGCCAUGGAGGAUGAACCGUCCAAUGACAAUCUGUAUCUGGGCGUGGUGCUGGCAGCUGUGGUCAUCGUCACCGGCUGCUUCUCCUACUACCAGGAGGCCAAGAGCUCCAAGAUCAUGGAUUCCUUCAAGAACAUGGUGCCUCAGCAAGCCCUCGUGGUGCGGGAAGGAGAGAAGAUGCAGAUCAAUGCGGAGGAGGUGGUGGUGGGAGACCUGGUGGAGGUGAAGGGUGGAGACCGAGUGCCUGCCGACCUCCGGAUCAUCUCUUCUCACGGCUGUAAGGUGGAUAACUCAUCCCUAACAGGCGAGUCGGAGCCCCAGACCCGCUCCCCCGAGUUCACCCACGAGAACCCCCUGGAGACCCGCAAUAUCUGUUUCUUCUCUACCAACUGCGUGGAAGGCACUGCCAGGGGCAUCGUGAUUGCCACAGGUGACCGGACGGUGAUGGGCCGCAUAGCCACUCUGGCCUCAGGCCUGGAGGUCGGGCGGACACCCAUAGCCAUGGAGAUUGAGCAUUUCAUCCAGCUGAUCACGGGGGUGGCUGUGUUCCUGGGGGUAUCCUUCUUCGUGCUGUCCCUCAUCCUGGGCUACAGCUGGCUGGAGGCAGUCAUCUUCCUCAUCGGCAUCAUCGUGGCCAAUGUGCCUGAGGGGCUGCUGGCCACUGUCACUGUGUGUCUGACCCUGACAGCCAAGCGCAUGGCUCGGAAGAACUGCCUGGUGAAGAACCUGGAGGCGGUGGAGACGCUGGGCUCCACCUCCACCAUCUGCUCCGACAAGACGGGCACCCUCACCCAGAACCGCAUGACUGUCGCCCACAUGUGGUUUGACAACCAGAUCCAUGAGGCUGACACCACAGAAGAUCAGUCUGGGGCCACUUUCGACAAACGAUCCCCCACGUGGACCGCCCUGUCCCGGAUUGCUGGUCUCUGCAACCGUGCUGUCUUCAAGGCAGGGCAGGAGAACAUCUCUGUGUCUAAGCGGGACACAGCUGGUGAUGCCUCCGAGUCAGCUCUGCUCAAGUGCAUUGAGCUGUCCUGCGGCUCCGUGCGGAAGAUGAGGGAUAGAAACCCCAAGGUGGCGGAGAUCCCUUUCAACUCAACCAAUAAGUACCAGCUGUCCAUCCACGAGAGAGAAGACAGCCCCCAGAGCCACGUGCUGGUGAUGAAGGGGGCCCCCGAGCGCAUCCUGGACCGGUGCUCCUCCAUCUUGGUGCAGGGCAAGGAGGUCCCUCUGGACAAGGAGAUGCAAGACGCCUUCCAGAAUGCCUACCUGGAGCUGGGAGGACUGGGGGAGCGAGUGCUAGGCUUCUGUCAACUGAAUCUGCCCUCUGGAAAGUUUCCUCGGGGCUUCAAAUUCGACACAGAUGAGCUGAACUUUCCCACGGAGAAGCUCUGCUUCGUGGGGCUCAUGUCCAUGAUUGACCCUCCACGGGCUGCCGUGCCGGAUGCUGUGGGCAAGUGCCGGAGUGCAGGCAUCAAGGUGAUCAUGGUGACCGGGGACCACCCUAUCACAGCCAAGGCCAUUGCCAAAGGUGUGGGUAUCAUAUCAGAGGGCAACGAGACGGUGGAGGACAUUGCAGCCCGGCUCAACAUUCCUGUCAGCCAAGUCAACCCCAGAGAAGCCAAGGCGUGUGUGGUGCACGGCUCUGACCUGAAGGACAUGACGUCAGAGCAGCUGGACGAGAUCCUCAAGAACCACACGGAGAUUGUCUUUGCCCGGACAUCUCCUCAGCAGAAGCUCAUCAUCGUGGAGGGCUGUCAGAGGCAGGGAGCCAUUGUGGCGGUGACAGGGGACGGGGUGAAACGACCCCCCGCGCUGAAGAAGGCGGACAUCGGCAUUGCCAUGGGCAUCGCUGGCUCUGACGUGUCUAAGCAGGCAGCCGACAUGAUCCUGCUGGACGACAACUUUGCCUCCAUCGUCACGGGUGUGGAGGAGGGCCGCCUGAUCUUUGACAACCUGAAGAAAUCCAUCGCCUACACCCUGACCAGCAACAUCCCCGAGAUCACCCCCUUCCUGCUGUUCAUCAUCGCCAACAUCCCCCUGCCUCUGGGCACUGUGACCAUCCUCUGCAUUGACUUGGGCACUGACAUGGUCCCUGCCAUCUCCUUGGCCUAUGAGGCAGCUGAGAGUGACAUCAUGAAGCGACAGCCGAGAAACCCGCAGACAGACAAGCUGGUGAACGAGAGGCUAAUCAGCAUGGCCUAUGGACAGAUCGGGAUGAUCCAGGCGCUGGGUGGCUUCUUCACCUACUUCGUGAUCCUGGCAGAGAAUGGUUUCCUGCCUUCACGGCUGCUGGGAAUCCGCCUCGACUGGGACGACCGGUCCAUGAACGACCUGGAGGACAGCUACGGACAGGAGUGGACCUAUGAGCAGCGGAAGGUGGUGGAGUUCACUUGCCACACGGCCUUCUUUGCCAGCAUCGUGGUUGUGCAGUGGGCUGACCUCAUCAUCUGCAAGACCCGCCGCAACUCAGUCUUCCAGCAGGGCAUGAAGAACAAGAUUCUGAUUUUUGGGCUCCUGGAGGAGACAGCACUGGCAGCCUUUCUGUCUUACUGCCCGGGCAUGGGUGUGGCCCUGCGCAUGUACCCGCUCAAGGUCACUUGGUGGUUCUGCGCCUUCCCCUACAGUCUCCUCAUCUUCAUCUACGAUGAGGUCCGAAAGCUGAUCCUGCGGCGAUAUCCAGGUGGCUGGGUGGAGAAGGAGACAUACUACUGAGCCCGUUGGAAAGAAGAACCAAGCAUGGGAAAGACGGGGGGCCCUGAAGGUGUCGCAGGGAUGGCGUUGGGGAGGGGUGGAAAACAGUGGGGUGGCAUUUGGGGAGAAGACUUGGGGCGAGAGAAUGAGGCAACUCAGCAGGCCAAGUUGCGGGGAGUGGGUAAUUCAGCUUGGGGUGAUUGCCCCAGAGGCCUAUCUAGGAGCAAUCAGCUCAGACACUACAUGUCAGGGGUCCCUCCCCAGAUCCUGCUCCACUCCACUCCACGUGCUGUCUACCUUACCUGAGGAACCGAGGGGUACCCCAGUCCUCCCUGGUCCCUGUUCCUUCACCCUCACCUCCCACUAGAACAGAUCAACACCAAAAGGCAGGGGUCUGUCUAGACCAGGAGGGGAACUGUCUCAGAUCACCCGUGUCCCUUUAUCUCUCCAACCUCACCCCACUUCCCACCUUCACCCCUCAUUUGCUUCCUGCCUAACUCUGUCCCCUGCUUCCCCCUCAGACCUGGAAAUCACAAAUGGUGCCUCCUGGUGAGUGCUAGGGCCUGAGGCCAGAAAGGGAAGCCAGCCGGUUGGAGAAGCUGGCCCGUCUCCCAGUCAAAGCCAUUUAGGAAGCGCCAGAGCAGAGCUGGGCGGGCAGGUGGGAGAGUGGGGUGUGGCAGAGCAGGGGGACAUGAAAGGAGAGAGAAUGUCAAUACAGGAUGUCUGACAUAGAUCUCUGGGCUCCAGCUCUGUGACCUGCCCUUCAGAGCAGCGGUCCCCAACCUUUUUGGCGCCAGGGGCUGGUUCCGUGGAAGACAA
This is a messenger RNA of Balaenoptera musculus (blue whale), 3961 nucleotides long. RefSeq names its product ATPase Na+/K+ transporting subunit alpha 2 (gene ATP1A2). NCBI's taxonomy places the organism in Eukaryota, Metazoa, Chordata, Mammalia, Artiodactyla, Balaenopteridae. The coding region runs from base 101 to 3163 and encodes 1020 amino acids. Gene Ontology annotation, molecular function: ATP binding; P-type sodium:potassium-exchanging transporter activity; ATP hydrolysis activity. The record is from RefSeq and is a predicted model, not a curated record. Gene Ontology annotation, cellular component: membrane. The transcript is spliced from 23 exons. Gene Ontology annotation, biological process: intracellular sodium ion homeostasis; proton transmembrane transport; potassium ion import across plasma membrane.